GUGGCAGCCAGAGGCCGUGGGAAGAAGGGGGAGGGGCUCCGAUUAGAACCCGCCGCCCGCGAGACUACCGCCUAGCUUCCCUAGCCCCUCCUUGGAGCUCUCCCGCUACCUCCGCUCUGGAUAGGCUGAUGUCUCCUGAGCGGGCGGGGAUUUUAAGGAUCCUGCUUCCGGUUGCGAGUGUCUCGGAUUGCAAAAGUAUCGCGUGAGCUGAACGCCUCGCGCGCUUUUAAGGCGACUUCCGACUCUGCGCAGCAGAUCGCAACGCUAAAGUGUAAAAGACUAGUCUGGAGAGGGAAGUGGCCUAGAGAGGCGGGGCCUGCUUGAUGCUGGGAAAUGGUGCGAAGCUUUGAUGGGAAACAAAGUCCGCCUAGCUUGAGCGGGAAAAAAUAAACGCUAUCCCGAGAACCAUGGGCGGGGUUUGGGGGUGAGAAGAAUCCAGAAUAGGCGGGACUUCUCCCAGUGAUAUCCAGAGUGGAUGGAGCGCUGAGGAGAGGCGGGGCUAAGUUGGUUAAGACUCGCGCGGAGGAGGUCCUUAAAGGGCUGGUGCCCGGUCCCCCCUCCGGCUGGUUUGGGGCGGAGGGCGGGGGCAUGCAGCAUCGCACCCUCGCUUCGGCCCCGGGCCUUUGGGCUUCCAUCCCCUGUCCACGAUCUGAGCUGGACUUGGACCUGGUCCUAUCUUCGGGCCAGUCCUUCAGCUGGAGAGAGCAGAGCCCGAGGCACUGGACGGGCGUCCUGGACGGCCGGCUGUGGACGCUGACCCAAGCGGACGGGCGGCUGCACUACACCGUGUACGGGGAGUCGGCCGGGCCCGGGGCUCCGCACACCCUGCGCCGCUUCUUUCAGCUCCACGUCCGCCUGGCCGACCUGUACCGGCAUUGGGCCUCCGCGGACCCCCACUUCCGAGAAGUGGCCCCGAGAUUCCCGGGGGUCCGGCUGCUCAGACAGGAGCCCGUGGAAUGCCUCUUCUCCUUCAUAUGCUCCUCCAACAAUCACCUCUCCAGGAUCACCGGGAUGGUGCAGCGGCUGUGCGCGCACUUGGGGCCGCCGCUGGGCCAGCUGGACGGCGUCUCCUACCACGGCUUCCCCAGCUUGCAGGCUCUAGCCCGUGAGCCCGCCCCGCCUGCCCCCGCAGCCCCCCAAGCUGAGGUGGAGCCUCAACUCCGGGAGCUGGGUUUUGGGUACCGGGCCCGCUUUGUGAGUGAGAGCGCCCGCGCCAUCCUGAAUGACCGGGGGGGACUCGGUUGGCUGCAGCAGCUCCGUUCGGUGUCCUACGAGGAAGCCCAACAGAACCUCUGCUCGCUGCCUGGGGUCGGGAUAAAGGUGGCGGACUGCGUGUGUCUCAUGGCGCUGGACAAGCCCCAAGCUGUGCCCGUGGAUGUCCACGUCUGGCAGAUCGCCCGCCGGGACUACGGCUGGCAGCCUGCUUCCAAGGGUCAGAAGAGCCUGAGCCAGAAGGCCAGCAAAGAGCUGGGAGACUUCUUCCGCAGCCUGUGGGGGCCCUAUGCUGGCUGGACUCAAGCGGUUAGUGUCUUAUUUCCCAGGACCUCCCCUAGCCUUUGUUCUGUUCAUGUCCCACAGGACUUGCAGGGGAAGACUGCCUACCCCUGGUUUCUUUCUUUAGGUGCUCUUCUGUGCAGACCUGAGACAGAUCCCCAAACCGCAGAUUCUCCAGGAAAAGGCAAAGCCUCGGAAGCGCAAAAAGCAGACCUCUGAGGGAAGCAGGGGCCCAAUGUCAGGGCAGGAGGCUACUGGAAAACCAGGGUGACGGAAAACUGCCUCACUCUCCAGUCCUCACCAGGGACAGAUCCCCUCCUUUCCCUCUCCUCACCUCUGCCCAGUGUUGGGCUUGGGGGUUCCAUCUGACUUUCAGCAUCUACCUCAGAGGCAAUUUAUAUCCCAUAGCAGAUGGUCAGUUGAGCACUAUUGGGGAAAGGUAAGGAUUGGGAAAUGCCAGCUAAGCUGGAGAGACAACACGAUCCAAUGGUUUUAACCUCUUCCCUUUAAUAAAAGAAUGAACAAUAAAAUAGAAAUAUUUGUUUGGAAAA
Messenger RNA from Antechinus flavipes (yellow-footed antechinus), 2045 nucleotides. RefSeq names its product 8-oxoguanine DNA glycosylase (gene OGG1). The record is from RefSeq and is a predicted model, not a curated record. The transcript has 7 exons. Bases 589 to 1713 code for a protein of 374 amino acids. Gene Ontology annotation, molecular function: damaged DNA binding; 8-oxo-7,8-dihydroguanine DNA N-glycosylase activity. Gene Ontology annotation, cellular component: nucleus. Gene Ontology annotation, biological process: nucleotide-excision repair; base-excision repair; base-excision repair, AP site formation. Lineage: Eukaryota; Metazoa; Chordata; Mammalia; Dasyuromorphia; Dasyuridae.